Molecule: messenger RNA, 2032 nt
Organism: Caenorhabditis sp. 36 PRJEB53466
Lineage: Eukaryota; Metazoa; Nematoda; Chromadorea; Rhabditida; Rhabditidae
Source: the annotation of a GenBank genome assembly
AUGACUUGCCAAGUGUGCGGAGCAUCGGAAUCCGAGCCGCAUUUCGGCGGAAUUAGUUGUCGGUCUGUUGAUUUGACGAUAAAAAACUUAGUUGACAAUAUUGUUUCAUUUCCAGAGCAUGCGCCGCCUUUUUUCGUCGAUUCGUUCACUCGCGGAAGGCGGCGAUCAUGUGCAAAUGCGAGAAGCGAGCGACGAAUUCGCACCCGUGCCGGCAGUGUCGAAUGCAAAAGUGUUUGGAGGUCGGCAUGGAUUUGAAAAGUGAGAAAAAGUCACAUACACUUUUCUACGAUUACAACCGAACAUUUGAAGCAUAACUUUAUUCAAUACCUACACAGGUGAAUCGCGGAUGAGGCAUUAUGGGCGCAUAUACAAUUCCUAAUGGAUCCGCCGUGAUUCAUCUGUGUAGUUCUGAUAAAACUUUCGAGAUCUUGAUUUAAAGUCUACUGCUUUUCUUCGGAGAUUGACGCUAUGACAAUCGGUUGUGGCUUUUCACGAUAUCAAUAAGAAACACAUUCAGAGGUGCAACUGACACGCGACAAGCAUUCGAAUCAUGACGGAAUCGUGGCAAAACGACGUCCCCAACGAUCGGAAAGCCCUCCGGAAAUUUCGUUGUUGGAUGCAAGUUUGACGGUCAUGCAUGAUCAUUUCCUGAACAUUUUAGGGCCAGAUUCAGAGUUUCCUAUAGUUUGAAGACUUAUAUCUCGAGAACCAAUGAUGAUUUCCAAGAGUUGUCAACUGCAAAGUUGUUGCAAAUUUUGUCCUAAACAACUUUGUAAUUGACAAUUUUACCAUGAAAUGUGUCGUUUUCGAGUUAUGACUCAUUUUCUUAGCAAUAGCAGAAGCUAGACUCCAAUAAAGCGUUUGAUGCUCUAACCGAUAAUACUGACAUCUUUUCAGUGUCGAAUAAUCUCUCGCGAGACCACAAACAUCUCGUCGACCAUCUCCAAAUGGGCGUAUUUCGAGGAGAAUCGCACGAAACUCGUCAAUUUCAACUUUGAAACGCUCAACAUUUACCAACUCUCAAGCUUCACAAAAUCGGAUUGCGAUUGCAUUUCACAACUGUUCCAACGCGUUUUUCCAAUGAUGAAAGACUUGUCGCAGAAGGAUUUGGUGAGGGUCUCGAAGUCGAAUAAAGUAUAUUAAGAGUUUCUAGGACAAGUUGGUGGCAAACGUGAUUCCGAAAUGGAUAAUGUACGAGUGUGCGAUCGACUAUGCACAGAACCGCGUGCAAUGGGAAGAGUUCCGGAAGACUGAGGAGCACGAUUUGAAAAUUGUCCAGUUUUUCGGAAGCGCCAUACCGGAAGAGAAGAAGCUCAAGGAUUCCGAGGUGUUACGGUACGCUACACUCUUUUUCUUGAGGAAAACAGUGGCGAAAAACAUUUUUCAUCAGAAUACUCGGGCCCUACUGGAAUGCGUUCUACGAUGUCACAGCUGUCGAAAUUGCCGAACACCAAUUCGAUCGAUUCGAGUACUCGGCCAUUUUUGUGCUGAUUAUGUUUGAUAACGGUGAGUCUACUGGUAGCAUAUUUCAUCAAAUCUGCAUAUCAAACUCUAUCAGAGUCCGUCGUAACUAACUGUAGUAGAAGGCCACCCCAGUAUCGUUCAUUCAUGACACUCUAUCUCAGCUGCCUGUGGAGAUAUCAAAAUAUUUGCAACUGAUAAAAUGUACACAAUUUCCAGAUGAGUAUUUCAUCAGUUGACAACUGCUUGAUAUCUCUACCCACAGCUGACCUACGUCGUUUUGAAAAGACGGUGCACACAUAUCACAUAACAUUUACUUUCAGCGUACACGAAUAUAAGCGAGGACUGUCGAAAAAUGUGUGAAAACAUUCGGAAGGUGAUAUUACGGGAGUUGAAAGCCUAUCAAACGGACAAGAAUUGCGAGGAAACUCGAUUCUUCGACACGGUAGACAUGCUCUCAGUUCUGGAAAAGGCCGAGCAGCGGUUCGAGGAGGAGAUUUUGGUUUGCGAGAUGAACAAUGUCAAGUUGCACGAGGAUUUUGUGAAAGUGAUGCGGAAUUGUAAACGAUAA